Messenger RNA from Musa acuminata AAA Group (dessert banana), 6139 nucleotides. Its product is annotated as casein kinase 1-like protein HD16. The record is from RefSeq and is a predicted model, not a curated record. Gene Ontology annotation, molecular function: protein serine/threonine kinase activity; ATP binding. Gene Ontology annotation, cellular component: cytoplasm; nucleus. Gene Ontology annotation, biological process: endocytosis; peptidyl-serine phosphorylation; signal transduction. Lineage: Eukaryota; Viridiplantae; Streptophyta; Magnoliopsida; Zingiberales; Musaceae.
GUUCCGGCAAAAAUACCCACCACCUGUGUGUGCUCAGCGAGUAGCUCCACUUUCCCCCGCGUCGAAACCCCCCUGCUUCCGAUUCUCCUCCGACACGACGCCCGAUCCCAUAUCCUUUCCCUCGAAUCAUCGAUCCAACGCAGACUCCAAGCGCGAUAGGGCGCUCCUUCCGUCGUCGCUCCAGGCUGUUAGGGCUCGUACUCUUCUUCCUCUUCGAGCUACGGUUGAAUUGGUCCAAGAUAUAUAGGGUUUGGGGUCGGGUCGAUGAAGGAUUCCGGAGCUGUGCAGCGGAGUGUGCAGGGGCCGGGCGCAGGCGAAUCCGGUGGUCCAGGCUGAGCGGCCGAGCACCAGGCGGAGUCGGGCGGCGAGGAACCAGCAGCCGGUGGGCCAGAACCCGCCGGCGACGAGGUCCCCCGAGCGGAGGGAGGAGAUUGGUUUAGUAGAGGACUGCGGCGAGGUUAGAGGUUUGGGUGGGGAGGAGAAACUGGAAGAGGUCGGGGAGAGGAAGAUGAAUGACUACGAUCGUGGGGCGACGAGCCCAGAUAAGCUCCCUGGUGGGGAGGACGAGACGAGCACGGCCCCUCUCCCAGAAAAGGUUCAAGUCAGCAAUUCACCAGUAUACAAAGUUGAAAGGAAGCUAGGCAAAGGAGGAUUUGGGCAAGUUUAUGUUGGUCGCCAUAUUUCACCUACCAAUGCAAAUGAUACGACUACUGGUUCUAAUGCCGUAGCAUUAAAGUUUGAACAUAGGAACAGUAAGGGAUGUAAUUAUGGUCCACCUUAUGAAUGGCAGGUUUACAACACUCUUGGUGGUAUACAUGGGAUGCCACGAGUCCAUUACAAGGGCCGCCAAGGGGACUAUUAUGUUAUGAUUAUGGAUAUGCUGGGACCUAGUCUAUGGGAUGUCUGGAAUAACAACUCACAUACAAUGUCCGUGGAAAUGGUUGCAUGUAUUGCCAUUGAAGCACUCUCCAUAUUGGAGAAGAUGCAUUCAAAAGGUUAUGUGCAUGGGGAUGUGAAACCUGAGAAUUUCUUGCUUGGGCCUCCUGGAACUUCUGAAGAGAAGAAACUCUUUCUUGUUGAUCUUGAGUUAGCAACUAAGUGGAAAGACAGUUCGACAAGUCUGCAUAUUGAAUAUGAUCAACGGCCAGAUGUUUUCAGGGGGACAGUGCGCUAUGCUAGUGUUCAUGCUCACCUUGGGAGGACGGCAAGCCGGAGAGAUGAUAUAGAAUCCCUUGCUUAUACUCUAGUCUUUCUACUCCGCGGUUGUCUACCUUGGCAAGGGUAUCAGGGAGAAAACAAAGGUUUCCACGUCUGCAAGAAGAAGAUGGCUACAUCUUCAGAGGCUCUUUGUUGCUUUUGCCCGCUACCGUUCAAACAAUUUGUUGAGUAUGUGGUGAAUUUGAAAUUUGAUGAAGAACCUAACUAUGCAAAGUGCAUCUCUCUUUUUGAUGGCAUAGUAGGUCCUAGUCCAGAUAUUAGGCCAAUCAACACUGAUGGAGCUCAAAAGGUGGGUCAAAAGAGAGGCCGUCUAAUGAUGGAUGAAGAGGAUGAUGAGCAAUCAAAAAAGAAGAUUCGGAUGGGAAUGCCUGCUACACAGUGGAUCAGUGUUUAUAAUGCAUGAAGACCCAUGAAGCAAAGGUACCACUACAAUGUUGCUGAUGUGAGACUUGCACAACAUAUUGAGAAAGGAAAUGAAGACGGUUUAUUCAUCAGUUGUGUAGCAUCUUGUUCAAAUCUUUGGGCCCUGAUUAUGGAUGCAGGCACUGGGUUUACCGCUCAGGUUUAUGAACUAUCUGCAAAUUUUCUCCAUAAAGAAUGGAUAAUGGAACAAUGGGAGAAAGAUUAUUAUAUUUCUGCACUAGCAGGUGCAAAUAAUGGUAGCUCCUUGGUCAUAAUGUCCAAAGGUACACCAUAUUCACAACAAUCUUACAAAGUUAGCGAAUCAUUUCCUUUCAAGUGGAUAAACAAAAAAUGGCGGGGGUUUUAUGUCACUGCAAUGGCAACAGCUGGAAUUAGAUGGGCUGUUGUCAUGUCUCGUAAUGCGGGCUUCUCAGAUUAGGUUGUUGAAAUUGACUUCCUUUACCCUUGCGAAGGCAUUCAUCGAAGAUGGGAUAAUGGUUAUCGUAUAACUGCAACUGCUGCAACAUGGGACCAAGCUGCCUUUGUACUUAGUGUUCCUCGAAGAAAACCAGUAGAUGAAACACAAGAGACACUUAGAACAUCUGCUUUUCCUAGUCAGCAUGUGAAGGAGAAGUGGGCCAAAAAUCUUUAUAUUGCAUCUGUUUGUUAUGGUCGCACAGUUUCAUGAAGUUGUCUAUCUUCUGUUGGAAUACUCAGGACUUUGCUCAGAGAACAGCUAUAUCACAUUGUUUUCCUGAGGCUAUGAUGCUGUUAGGCAUACGCUAAGGCACCUUUUAUCUCUGGUAUUGGUGACAGCUAACACAUUGGUGCCACAUCAAUGUCACAUUAUGAAGUUGCCCUUGCUGAGCUAUCAAAAUAGAUUUGAUGGUGGGCAUUAGUUAUUUUAAGCUUGUAUAGUUGAUAAAUGUUCUCUUGGUGAGUACUUUUAGCUUUACUAGAAAGUUAACCAUCUACUAAACGUGACCAUUUACUAUAAGAUUUUGUGCUUCUUUUGGUUUGCUUUCUUAGUGUUUAUUAUUUUUGGUUGGCUAUAUAUAUUUUUGAAUUGGGUAUAUGAAAUAAGAUACUCUCAUGUCAACAUAGACUGUUCUUAGAAGUGUUAUCAAAGACAUCCUAAAAUUUGGUUUUUCUCUAAAGUCGUGUAUCAGAGAUCAAAUGACAUGUACUAUAGUUCAAAUUUGAAAAUCUUGACAUGCUUAUCUGGAAAUUUCAUGGUUUUCAUUUUCUUACGAUAGCUUCUUUUUCUGUACAAGUUCUUUGGUGCCCUAAUAUGAGUGAGUGAUGGUUUAUCAACUGUUGCUUGUCUAUCUUAUAUGGUUACAAAUGUGCAUCACAUGUUGGAGUCAAUUCGCAUGUUUUCCAUUCAGUGGGACAAAUUUUAAUAUGCGGGAUAUAGUUUCAACUUUCAAGUGAUUAGAUGUAACUUGGAGGAGUUGCAGGCUGAAGUAUCUGCUUUCCGUUUUGCCGGUUCUAGAUUACAACUUUUUGAACCCCUAAGGUCCAGCUGUGAUAUCCAAAGCAAUUUGUUCUUUCAUUUGGUGUGAUUAGUAUCUUCAGUCUUCAAUGUUGAGUGCAUUAUAAAUUAGUUUAUCAGUAUCCAAAAUCAUGUACAAGCUGCAGGUCUUUUGAGGUUAUGAAUAUUGGUUUUUGUGGUUAACUUAUGCAGGAGUUUCAGAGUUAAUAUGCUGUGAAACAGUUAUUGCUUAUCCUGAUAUUUAUAUCUUUACUUGAAGCAUGCAUUAGUACCAUGUUACCAUUGUUUUUCUGGAUACUAUUAGGAGAUUAUUGUUACCAACAUAUUUGAAUUUUGGACAUUCUUGUAAAUGAAAAAUUAGGGUCAGCUGUUGAAGAUUUAGAUGCAUACAGCAAGGCUUUUUUGAACGAUAUGAUUUUCUAACUUGUUAAAUUAUUCCUACAUGUUACCUUUGUCUUGUCAAAAUUUAAUUGCUGAACUUUUGCAUAUUUUUGUAUGCUUGUUGUUAUGACAUUCGUUUGGUUGUAUUUCUUUUGCUCUUAGCCGAAUACUUAAGUUGGCGGCUGAAAAGACAGCAUAUGUAAUUGUAUAACUUUGUCAUUGAAAUCAUUUUCUGAUUAUUAUUUUGAGUUCCUCAUGUACUAGCGUAAUGUCUCAUUUUCCUCUCUAAUGAAUUGAUUGAAUAUUCACCAUCACUCAUGCUUUUCUUUUUCCUGCAUUUAUGGCUUGUUUUGAACAAGUUGGAUUCCAGAAAAUGGAACUUCUAAUUUUCAUGUUGGAAUUAUAUGUGAGCAGAUAGUUAAGCUGGAAAAAUAGUGAUAUGUGGCAUCUAAAUGCUAAUCCUGUCUUAUGCAGUCUCAGUUGGAUGGAAUUCAUUUACUUAAGGCGUAUUAUAGCUUUAUGCCUAAAAUGUUCCCUUUUUUGAUAGAAUAGCUUAUUCUCCACCUUUUUCUUUUAACAGCACAUGAUUCUCCUCGUGGCAUAGAACCUGAAUCAAGAGUUGUCAGAAAAUCAAGUCAGAUUUGACCGAGGCACUUGGGACAUGUUGGGGUGGCUGACCCUACCCAAGUUGGCCCGAAUGAGUCAGCAGUUCUUGUUGCACAAAACUGGCCUGUGUGUGUGUGUAUAUAUAUAUAUAUAUAUAUAUAUAUAUAUAUAUAUAUAUAUAUAUAUAUAUAUAUAUAUAUAUAUGUUUGGUCAAACAAUUGAGGUCUAGUUGACAGGCUAAGACAAGUAGUUCUGCUUUAUUUUUAGAAUUAAGAUUUGGUUGUCUGGUACACUACCAGCAAGGAAGCAUGUGACUGACCUGAACUUGAUGCAACAUGCCAACUGGACACAAUUUCAGUUUUUUAAUGGUCCCAAAAGGGUUAGAGUAGCCGUCACAAGUUAUUGUUGCCUUUCACUGAUAGAUCUUAUUUAUGACCAACAUUGGUAUCUCAAAAUGAUGACACUGGUUGAAAGCAACAUUGGUACAAGACAAAAUUGAAAAAGAAUGAUUCUAUUCCUAAACAGUUGUAUGGGUGAACAUUUGCUCCAUUCAUGGAGCAAAUGAAUUAAGGACACGUGAUAAAAGCCAUUUAUAGUUUAUCUUUAUCCUGGAGGUAUAGAUACUAAGAAAACCAUCAUCCAAGCUUUGAAUCUUUUUGUUUUGUAGGUACACUAUGACGUGAAGGACUGAAAAAAAAGUGUAACUUGGAUAUCAUGGUAAAUCUGUAUUUUUAGUGUAUUGCCUUCAAGAAUAUAGAGUUAGUAAUGUCUCAAUCCUCAAACACACACUAAAAUGCAGUAAUUAUUGAGGAUGUACUCAAUGCAUGCACAGUUUUAUUUAGAGAGAGAAUUUUUAUGAAACAAAUCCUGGUCUCCAAAAGAGCAACCUUACUAUUGUUCCAAGUCUGUCCUCAAAUGCAGCAAUUGUUCCCAGAUAUAGAAGGUCUGAUUUCACUUCAUCUUUGGAAUGUGAGCGAAAGCUGAACAUCUAAGUGUGACAAAUUGAGAUUUUCUGAACUAAGUUGUCUAUUCUUGUGCCAUGUAAGGCUCCUAGAUUCCUCUGAUUAGACUGAUUCCUAUGAGUUAUUAGACUGUGUUUGAAUGCUUUUAAAGUAGGAUGGGGUAUAACUAGAAGUUAAUCACUAUGGUCAUGUUCUUGUAGGCUACCACGAGUUUUUUCCCCUCCUCUUCUGGAGAUGUUCAUCAGUUAGCUAUUCAAUGGUUUUUGUAUUAUUGCAAGCUAUUGGGAUAUGUCUACACUUAAUUCAACACAAAAUAUACUGUAGAAGAAACAGCACAAAAAAGUUGUCUUUUCUUCUUUGCUCUUAUACAACAGUUUUUUUAGGCUGCAUUUUCUGUAUGUUUGGACUAUAUAGUCUUCUCAGUCAAGGAUGAUGAGAAUCCUUUAUAUGAUUUUCUAACUUGUCAUAUGACUUCAGAUAUUUGGUUGUGCAACUCAAUAUGUAACGGGCAUUCAAAUUCUCUCUUUUCUUUACUCUUGCAUCUGUUCUUGAUUCUGCAUUAUCAAUCUUUCUCCAUUUAUCCAACAACUUGGUGUUUUUUUGCUCUUUUCAAUGUAGCAUAAGUUGCUUCAUCAUCCAUUAAAGAAUUCGAGGGCUUCAUCUCAACAGCUCUGAAAAUCUGAUAAGUGGGCGCCUAAAGUUGUUUGCAAAGAUACUUGAGUUUUUUUUUUUGGUUAAUCUUCCUAAAAUCAUUUUGUUCUACUAUGAUGUUGUACAGAUGACUGUUGACAUAGUAAACUUAAUUGUAAGGAUGCUGAUACUGUUUCCAGGAUCUGUUUUGGAAUCAAAUCAGGAUAUAGAUUCAUGGUUCAGCACAAAGGAUUUGGUGCCAGGUAUGACUAGUCUGUUGCUACUUCUGAACAUUUCUUGAACUUUUAAUUGAGGACGAAGUUUCAUGUAUUGGUAUCCAUGAAUUCCACCCAUAAUUUCUGACUUUAUUGUCUGGUGCUUCUAAUGUUCAUCUGUUUGGAAUAUUUCAUAACGAAUUAGUUAAACUUCGCCUGAGUUUACAUUC